AUGAAAUCUACUGUUUUAAAACUUGGUGCUUUGGGCACAUUGGCCUUUGGUGGUAGCUUAGCAAUUGUUCGUAAGGAACAUUACAAGAGUUCAAUAGACAAAGAUGUAAUUUAUACCACCGGAAAUAUUAAGAAUAGAAAGCAAAUGUUGGAGGAUUUAAAACACAAUCAUUUCGAUGUUGUCAUCAUUGGUGGCGGAGCCACAGGUACUUCAGUGGCUUUAGAUUUUGCAACUAGGGGUAUCAAAUGUGCACUACUCGAAGCGAAUGAUUUUGGAUCAGGAACUUCGUCCAAGUCCACCAAACUAUUGCAUGGCGGCGUUAGAUAUCUUGAAAGUGCUCUACUUAAACUGGAUUUCUUUGAGUUGUACUUUGUUUGGAGAGCCUUGGAGGAAAGGGCGCAUUUGCUGAACUCUAUGCCCUAUGCAAACACUCCACUUGCAAUAGUAUUGCCUUUCUAUAAGAAAUGGCAAGUUCCCUAUUUUUGGUUCAAUAUAAAGGUCUACGAACUAUUGGCUCGUUUUGUUUGUCUAAACCAGACAGGAGUUCCUGCGUCUUACUUCACUUUCAAGGGGAAAACGCUAGAAAAUUUUCCACAACUCAGAGAAGAUGGAUUGCUAGGUUCGGUGGUAUAUUAUGAUGGGCAACAUAAUGAUUCUAGGACUAAUGCCAUGAUAGCUUUUACAAGUGCCAUGCAGGGAUAUGUUCCAGGACAAGAGGCCUCGACUAUCGCAAAUCAUGCAAAAGUUACAAGUUAUAUAUCAAAUAGUUCUGGGCAAGUAGUGGGAGUUAAUGUAAAGGACACUAUUAGUGGCGAAGAAUUUAAAGUUAUGGGGAAAGUAGUGGUUAAUUGUGCAGGCCCUUUUGCUGAUAAAGUCCGGGAAAUGGGCAUUAAAGAGCACAAAUCGCGAAUGUUACACUCAAGAGGUACACACAUUGUUGUACCCAAGUAUUUCUGCCCGAAUGAGCAUGGAUUGUUUAUUUCAAAGACCACCGACGGGCGUGUAUUGUUUGUUAUCCCAUGGUUAAACCACGCCCUACUAGGCACUACUGACAACGCUGAUGAUCUUGCAUGGAACCCUGAAGUUAAAAAGGCAGACAUCGACUUUAUAGUUAAUGAUGCAUCGCUAAUGCUCAAUAUUGAUCCUGAGUUUUUGAGGAAGAAUAUAAAAUCACAAUGGGCUGGCUUACGUCCACUGAUAGCUGGAGUGGAUGCAGUUAAUGAAACGGGAAAGCUUUCUAGAGGGCACAUGAUAAUUGUGGAUCCUAAUGGUGUAAUCAAUGUUUUGGGUGGGAAAUGGACAAUAAGUCGUUUAAUGGCUGAAGAGUGUGUUGAUAAAGCAUUGAGUGUGCACAAGGACAAAUUGGAACCAAAGUUCAAAUGCCGCACCAAAAAUAUUAGGUUAUUAGAUGACCUAGAUCCAAAAUAUAGCUUACUAGCUACUUCAUUGGUCAGGGAUUUCCCUGAGUUGACUUAUGAACAAGCAAGCCAUCUGGUUAGAAGUUACGGUUACAAUGCCAAAAAGGUGUGUUCUAUAGGUAGAAAUAAAGGUCUACUAAAACCAUUAAGUGCUAAACACCCAUUUUUACUGGCAGAGAUACCAUAUGUGGUGGAGAAUGAAAUGGCUUGCACAGUGAUUGACGUACUGGCUAGACGAUUAAGAUUGGCCUUUUUAGACUCUAAGGAAGCAAUAAGUGCAACUCAGAUUACUGCCGAUUUGAUGGGCCAAUAUUUGAAUUGGGACGACGGGAUGAAAAGGAAAAACAUCUUCGACGCUACACAGUACUUUGGUAAAAUGAUGGGAACAUGA
Molecule: messenger RNA, 1809 nt
Organism: Babesia microti strain RI
Lineage: Eukaryota; Apicomplexa; Aconoidasida; Piroplasmida; Babesiidae
Product: glycerol-3-phosphate dehydrogenase
Exons: 5
Coding region: 1-1809 (602 amino acids)
Biological process (GO): glycerol-3-phosphate metabolic process
Cellular component (GO): mitochondrion; glycerol-3-phosphate dehydrogenase (FAD) complex
Molecular function (GO): glycerol-3-phosphate dehydrogenase (quinone) activity
Source: RefSeq, a predicted model, not a curated record